CGCUAAACAACUAAAACAAAACCUUGUCAGGAUUGUUAUUUUAUAUUUUUUCCGUGCUUUUUGUGAUUGUGUUGUGACUUAAUUAGUUUGAUGAAUGAAGAUGGAGCAAUCAACGAUGCAGAACAUAUCCUUUCAGCCAAAAACUAUGGCGGAAUUGCUUCCAGAUCUUGCCCUAAACGGCAUAAUAUCUAAAGAAGCAAUACUGACGCUUACUGGUAAAAAGAAGCCUCGAAACACUAUGGCAAUUAACCGAACAGCUGAGAAGGCCGUGAAGCCACUAACUAUGGCUGAAAUGAGAGCUGAAUUACAAGCUUUCAAAGGCCGCACCCCUUGCAUGGCUCAGCCAGCAACAUCAACAAGGAAGAAAGGCUGGAACUCCUCUGUGAAACUGGACAAGAGAGUGAACCACACAGCAGAUGGGAAGCUGCGCAAUAAUGUGGUCAGAAAGGUUCUCAAUUUCCAACCACCUAAACCUGUAGCUCCAGUUCAGAACAAAACGAUAUCAAAUGCCCGUGUAUCAAUGAUGCCACCUGCUCGCUCAAGAAUGACUUCAGCAGCUGUAGCCAAUGCCAGGAUGACUCUCAUGCCUCCUGAGACUCCAAAGUUUCCCAAACCAGAACACAGGGCUAAGAAGUCACUGUAUGUUCAAGCUAAAACGAAUGUACGAAUCAGCGGCAUAUGCAAAAUUCCAGAAACACCGGUAGAAACUAAACCCAAAGUAACUAUUGCCAACAAAGAAAACAGCUCAUACCAAGCUAAUAUAAACAGAAAAUCCAUCGCUCCCACGCUCAUAAACCACAAGAGGCUGGCCCCACCCCCCAAAGCAGACACACCUUUAUCAAAUGACUCCUGGAAAUCUGGCAGCGAUGCCAGUUUCAUACAAAAAGAAAAGGAAAUCCAUGAAACUGAGGCUAUGACAGAUGCAAUAUUAGACGCACAGCACACUCUUGAGAACAUAGCCGAGGUCUCACCACCCAUCGCAACACCAUUCAGGGACUACAGAAACAAUAUAGAAUGCCACAACAACUCCAGUGUUAUGGACAAUUCUAAUACUGAAAAUGAUACUAUCAUGUGCUUUGAUAACCCUACUAUGUUAGAAAGAGUCCAUAAUCAAGAUGAAAGACUAAACAAAAGUGAAAAAAUUGACAGAGAAGAAAGUGUGAUUGUGUCAUUAUGUGACAUGCUGAAUAAAGCUACUGUCACUAACUCUGAGAGCACAUCUAAGCUGGAUGAGCUACUUGAAGUUGAAAGGCAGACUGAGCACAACAUUAAAAUGAUAGAAAAUGGUAUUCAAGCUCUUAAAAAUAUCAAAGAAGCGCAAUAUAAAUCACUAUCUCAAGUGAGGAAACUGAUAAGAGACAAAAGAAGCAGUAGAAAAGUGUCAGACAGUGAUAAAGAUACCACUUUAGUUAGUAACAGUGCUGAACCCCGAAGUCCUCCAAAGAGUCCAGUGCUCGGUCACCCUUGUUCAGUUAUCAGAUUAAGUCCAAAAUCCCCGUCUUAUAAGAUACCUAAAAGAACACCAUGUUUGAGGAAAAGGGUGUUUUAUAAAUCAAUGCCUAAUGUAGUGUCAGACAUGAGCACUCCAGUGAAGUUAGAAGGUGGGACAGCUUUAAACAUGUAUAUGAAGAUGAAAAAGCAGUUGCAUUUCUUGAACACUCCGCUGGUGAAGUCGCGGCCGGCCCUGGUGCCCGACACGCCGGCCAUCACCUCGCAAAAUCUUCAGAUGCAACUAAAUAAAUUAUACAACAGAAGCUAGUAGUAGUUAUACUAUAGAUAGACUAUUAUAUGGGUUUAAUCGAUCAACUUUAAAAAGAGCUUAAUUUUAAGGGAUAUUUCCAGUAGCCCCACAACACGUAAUCAUAGGAUUGCUGUUGGGUAAAUAGACGGAAGCUCCUUAGAUAUUACUGGAAACAUAAUUCGUAAUAUUUUUAUUCAUAAUAGAUUCUUACAGAACAUUUUUUGAAGGUCAAGAAUUGUAGGGAGAAGUUACAAAUAUUUGACAUUGAAUGGUACAGGUAGGUAUUAAAUUAUAAUUUAUAUUUCACGCUUAACUGUCGAAGGAGGCUGCACCCUUAGAGGAUAUAACCAAACUGAGGCUUUGUCUGUAAUUUUUCGCUACAAAACAGUAGCCGAUUUUUGAGGUGGAGGGGCACGUCAAAUGUAUACAUAACGUAAAAAUAGCCAUGUCAGAUAAACGUCAGUCCAUACAAUGUGUUACUGCUACUCCUGUUAAUGGCUACUCCGUUUGGUUAUAUCCUCUAAGGCUGCACCAGUUGGCCUCGGCUGGGCGCUGCUGGAGGAGGCCGCGCUGGACCGCAAAAUAUGGAAAUCCCUUCUGAGAGCCUUACGUCCCUGAUGAGGGAUAACAGGAUAUCAUCAUCAUCAACUGUAGAUAAGGCAACCGACCAUACGUGUCUGUCUGUGAAAUAAUCGUCUACUCUAGCCUUUUUUUAUUAAAGUAUGAAUUAAGUAUCUUUUAUAAUUACGUUUAUAAUUUUAUACAUGUCAUAUUUAACAUUUAUCAAUUUGGUUAGAAAUUGCCGAUUGUUCACUACAGAUAUACAGGGCGAAUUGUAAACAUCUCAGUGAUAAGUGAUAAAAGAUUUUUGUCUGUUGUAGUCUUAGUUAAGGUAUGUCGUCCCACUAGACUCCUCUCUAAACUCGACAGCUGCAACUAUGUUAUGUAACAUACAACAGUCAACUUUAUUUAGGAUGUGUUAAGGUUCAAUUUUCACUGUAACCAUUGUCAUCUAUUGCCGACUGUCAAAGGGUUAAAUCAAAACCAGGCAUUCAAACUGGAUAUAUGCUUCUUUCAAAUUUGCCAAAUUUCCACAUGGAAAAACUUCGGAUAUAUCUCAGAUUUUUGUGUGGGAAUAGUAUUUUUUAUUUCCAAAUUAAAGUUUUCUUUGUUUCUGUGAAAUUUUCCUGAAAUUUCCAUGAACUUUUCUAACUUUGGACACUUUCCGCAACUUGCACAUCUGGGCUGUAACCGCGAAAACUGAAGUUCGCAAAUUGCGGGCAUCUUUCUUUUACACCAAUUAUAACCGUGAUUAGACUAACAGAGAAAGAUGCCCGCAAUUUGCGAACUUCGGUUUUCGCGGUAGGCCCUCUUUAAUUCUAACCCACGGAAUUUCUUAAAGCGCCAUCUGCGUUAAGGUUUGCGUUUUUUACCUCUAUGUAAAAAUUUCUACUAAAUAAAUUAUUAAGUAAUAGACAGCACUGUUUGAAAUAAGUUUUAAAAUUAUUUUUAUUUAGUAAAUAUACAGUACAUAUUUACUAAGCGUUUAUUGCCUUUAUUUUUAAUAAUUGGAUGUAGUCGGAACAAAUAACGAAUGUAAUAUUAAUAUA
Messenger RNA from Cydia splendana, 3351 nucleotides. RefSeq lists its product as uncharacterized. The transcript has 5 exons. The record is from RefSeq and is a predicted model, not a curated record. NCBI's taxonomy places the organism in Eukaryota, Metazoa, Arthropoda, Insecta, Lepidoptera, Tortricidae. Bases 95 to 1759 code for a protein of 554 amino acids.